AUGUUUAGUCAAAGAAUAUCAGCCAAAUUGCAUACUAUUAAAAAUGACAUUAUUGAAAAUGUCAAUAGUGUGAAUACUACAGAUACAGAAUCAUUAAUCCCUACAAACUCAACAACAUCGAUAAAUUUAGAAUAUGACGAUGAAUAUAUGGAAAUAGAAUCACCAAGUUCAAUAAAGACAAAAUUACCAAUUUCAAGUGCGCUCAGAACUCAAAUAAGGAAGAAUAGAAAAAAUAUACUUAAACACGAUAAAUUAUUAAUUUUAAUGAAUACAGCUCCUUCUUCUAGUUAUGAAAAUUUAAACGUUUGCAUAUUGGUAGAGUUGAAAUCUAACAAUAUUUUAAGAAAUAGACAAUUGUUGAUUGCUGAAGCUGAGACGUAUCCUGUAAUUGGUUUAGUUAGAAACAAUAUCAAUAUCAAUUAUUAUUCUGAUGUUUUCAGUUUAGGAGUGCUCGAGAGUAGUUUCAUUGAAUCUCAGACCCAUAGAGAAAUAUGUAGUGGUUUACCGUUCCCAAUUGGAUUGAUUCCAAAUGAUAAUUUAAGUACUUGUCACGAUUCAAUAAUGUCAAUUUCUAAACCACAUAGAUAUUUGAAUAUAGACAACUUGGGACAAUUGAGUAUUGUUCAAAGUCGUGGUAAUGAUGAUACGUUUAUAAUUUUACCCAUUGAGAAAUAUAAUAAAGAAAUGACGAAUAAGGUAGUGAUUAGACUAAGUUCAGACACUGCAGUAGAAGAAAUUAUGAGUAUCGUUGAUGAAGAGAAUGUCAUAGGUCUAAUGUUAGAUCAAGAUGAUCAACUUAUAUUAUCUCAAUUAAAUAAAAUAACAAAGUCGAAAUAG
This is a messenger RNA of Insectozyma verbasci, 837 nucleotides long. NCBI's taxonomy places the organism in Eukaryota, Fungi, Ascomycota, Pichiomycetes, Serinales, Debaryomycetaceae. The record is from the annotation of a GenBank genome assembly.